UGUGCACGUAGCAAAGGAACAUACAUUUUCCAUAUAACACAUAUAUAUAUUUAGUUUUGCCUCGUUUUCACUGUUGUACAAGUUGGCAAUUUGCAUUUUUUUUUAAUUAAUAUUGUUAAUAAUAACAAAAUAAAAAAAAAAUAUUUACUAGAAUAUACUGAUAUAUUUAUAAGGUUUUUGGAUUAAUAUAAAAAUUGUAAAAUUUGGGGAAAGCAUUUUGACAAAAUACAGUGGUGGAAGAAGAAGUUUUGUAUAAAGAUUCAUAAUGAGUGAAUCGAAAGUUUCAUUUAAAAUUACAUUAACAUCAGAUCCAAAGCUACCAUAUAAAGUACUUGCUGUACCAGAAAAUGCACCUUUUACUGCUGUUGUAAAAUUUGUAGCUGAAGAAUUUAAGGUUCCACCUGAAACCAGUGCAAUAAUAACUGAUGAUGGUAUUGGUAUAAAUCCACAACAAACAGCUGGAAAUGUAUUUUUAAAACAUGGAGCUGAAUUAAGGUUAAUACCAAGAGAUCGAGUAGGAAAAAUAAAAUUAAAAUAAUUUCAUAUCUAUAUACAUAUAUGCUUUUCUAUUUUUCAUUAUAUGUAUUUAUAUAUAUGUAUGUAUAUAUAAAUUUUUUUUUAAGUCAAAAAUUUAUUAAAUGUUAAAAGAAUUAUUGGCAUUAUAAUUAGUUCUUAUAAUAAUCUCUUAGUUUACUAAAUGUUAUUAUAAGAAUUAUUAAAACUUUUUUUUAAUUAAAAUUUUAAAUGUUAUAUAUUUAAAAGCAUUAAUUAAAAAAAAAGAAUUCAAAAUUAUUAAUAAAAUUUUUACAAAUGGAAUUAUUUGGUCAAAAAAAAAUAAAU
Messenger RNA from Condylostylus longicornis, 840 nucleotides. RefSeq names its product ubiquitin-fold modifier 1 (gene Ufm1). The record is from RefSeq and is a predicted model, not a curated record. The coding region runs from base 266 to 538 and encodes 90 amino acids. Gene Ontology annotation, cellular component: cytoplasm; nucleus. NCBI's taxonomy places the organism in Eukaryota, Metazoa, Arthropoda, Insecta, Diptera, Dolichopodidae. The transcript has 3 exons. Gene Ontology annotation, biological process: protein K69-linked ufmylation.